CGCUGGCUGUUUGGGUCCGGCCCGCGGGAAUCGUGUCAUGUCGCGACCGAAGAAUCAAAAUUACAAGGGCCAUGGAUUGUCAAAGGGAAAAGAGCGAGAGCAAAGAGCAUCAAUCCGGUUCAAGACCACCCUUAUGAACACGCUCAUGGACGUCCUUCGCCACAGACCGGGAUGGGUGGAAGUGAAGGAUGAAGGGGAGUGGGAUUUCUACUGGUGUGACGUCAGCUGGCUCCGGGAGAACUUCGACCACACCUACAUGGACGAGCACGUGCGGAUCAGUCACUUCCGGAACCACUAUGAGCUGACCCGCAAGAACUACAUGGUGAAGAACCUGAAGCGGUUCCGGAAACAGCUGGAGCGAGAGGCGGGAAAGCAGGAGGCAGCCAAGUGCGACUUCUUCCCCAAAACCUUCGAGAUGCCGUGCGAGUACCACCUGUUUGUGGAGGAGUUUCGCAAAAACCCGGGAAUCACCUGGAUCAUGAAGCCGGUAGCCCGGUCGCAGGGGAAGGGCAUCUUCCUCUUCCGGAGGCUGAAGGACAUCAUGGACUGGAGGAAGGACACAAGAAGCUCUGAUGACCAGAAAGAUGAUAUUCCCGUGGAGAACUACGUGGCUCAGCGUUACAUCGAAAAUCCCUACCUGAUAGGAGGCCGCAAGUUUGACCUGCGUGUCUAUGUGCUGGUGAUGUCGAUGUCUGCCGGGUGCCUGCUGUGGUCUGGGCACGGGAGACACAAUGUUCACCUCACCAACGUUGCUGUGCAGAAGACGUCUCCCGACUACCACCCGAAGAAGGGCUGCAAGUGGAUGCUCCAGCGCUUCCGGCAGUACCUGGCGUCCAAGCACGGGCCCAAGGCGGUAGAGACGCUCUUCAGCGACAUGGACAACAUCUUUGUCAAAAGUCUGCAGAGCGUGCAGAAGGUGAUCAUUAGUGACAAGCACUGCUUCGAGCUGUACGGCUAUGACAUCCUCAUCGACCAGGACCUCAAACCGUGGCUCCUGGAGGUCAAUGCCUCCCCGUCGCUGACAGCCAGCAGCCAGGAGGACUAUGAGCUCAAGACCUGCCUCCUGGAAGACACCCUGCACGUCGUGGACAUGGAAGCCAGGCUCACAGGAAGGGAGAAGCGAGUCGGGGGCUUUGACCUCAUGUGGAAUGAUGGCCCUGUCAGCAGAGAAGAGGGGAUGCUGAGGAUGGGAAACUUCGUGACCAACACGCACCUUGGCUGUGUCAACGAUCGGAAAAAACAGCUGAGGCAGCUGUUCUGCUCCCUUCAAGUCCAGAAGAAAGCUUCCAGUUGAUCCCCGGCUACUGGGAGGAGAGCGGCCCUGGGAGGUGCCACCCAAGUCCCUCCCCACCCCCAGAUUCCAGCACAGCAGCACCUCACAGCAUUCGCCUCCCUCCCUCCGGCCUGGCAGCAGCUUCGCUGGCUCAGCAGCUGCUGCUUGCUGCUUGGAUUGGCCCCUGGAUACCUCCACCCCGUCCCUGGGCAUCUUUGCACCAAGAGACAGCCAAUCCCCAGGACUGGAUGGGUUUUAACCUUGACAGGUUGGCUGGGCUAUUGGGCCCAAAGAGGACAAAUGCAGCAAGUUCUGCUACCCCAGAGAGAUCACACCUAAUGAAUGAGCACAGGCCUGGCUCAGAGGAUGCUGUUGGCUGCAGUCAAGUCCUCCUGGCUUUGAUACUCGGACGUCUCUGAGGUCAGUGCUGAAUGGGUCCUUCAGGAGCAAGAGUUCAGAGGCUAAGGAACUUGUCUUUAAGCUGUGCUUGCAAAGCAGUUACCAGACUGUGUGUUUGCUGGGAGUCUGGGGAAGUGCUGAGCCCUAAACACAUCCUCUCCUCCUUGCACAUCAGGGGAACCCAUGGGCCACCAUUUGAAAUAACCAGUGGGCCACAGCGUCCCCAUUCUCAGGUGGACAAGGUGAGGAUCAGGAAGCUGCUUAGUGAGGGUCUCUGCAAUGAUGCAUUUAUCUAAGUCAGCUGGGUCACCUACGUGCCUCUCAGGCCCUUCC
Molecule: messenger RNA, 2005 nt
Organism: Lemur catta (Ring-tailed lemur)
Lineage: Eukaryota; Metazoa; Chordata; Mammalia; Primates; Lemuridae
Gene: TTLL9
Product: tubulin tyrosine ligase like 9
Exons: 14
Coding region: 38-1294 (418 amino acids)
Biological process (GO): microtubule cytoskeleton organization; protein polyglutamylation
Cellular component (GO): cilium
Molecular function (GO): tubulin binding; tubulin-glutamic acid ligase activity
Source: RefSeq, a predicted model, not a curated record